GUGUCGAAGUGUUGCUAGCAACGGACGCAGGAUUGCACAACAUAAAUACCGGGUCUCGAUCCCUCUCACACGCGAUCUACUGAAUGCGCACAUCGAUCGCCCGUCUCGCAAGAAUGGUAGUAAAACAUCACGUCACGGGAUACGAGGAGUUCACGAAGCUGGCCGAAAGCCUGGAAAGCAGCGGUGAACCAGUUCACGUCCUGUUCACCGGUAACAAGGACGCAAACGGUGAAAGCUGGUGUCCGUACUGCGUGCAGGCUGCACCAGUCGUCGCUAAAGCCCUGGAGACGGCCCCGGAAAAGAGCCACUUCAUCACGGUGGAAAUCGAACGCCCAUUCUGGAAGGAUCAGAAUUGUCCAUAUCGCAAAGAUCCACGAACGCACUUGGUGUUCCUUCCCACCCUUCUGCGCUGGCGAUCACCGCAACGGCUAGAUGGUUCCCAGUGCGCCAGUGCUGAUCUGGUGGAGAUGCUACUUACAGACGAAGACUAAAUGGAAUCCCAGCUGCUCCCUCGUGCCCGUUCGGAAAGAUCAUGCAAUGUAACGUGCCACCCUUAAGGGAAUCGAGCGUUUUCACCGAAAGUUUAUAUGUAUGUCUUUUUCCGCUUUAUGCAAAUAAAUAAGCACAUGA
This is a messenger RNA of Anopheles cruzii, 630 nucleotides long. RefSeq names its product thioredoxin domain-containing protein 17. Bases 84 to 491 code for a protein of 135 amino acids. The transcript is spliced from 3 exons. The record is from RefSeq and is a predicted model, not a curated record. Lineage: Eukaryota; Metazoa; Arthropoda; Insecta; Diptera; Culicidae. Gene Ontology annotation, molecular function: protein-disulfide reductase [NAD(P)H] activity. Gene Ontology annotation, cellular component: cytosol.